CUCUAUCCAAUCCACCUCCAGCAUGUCUGCCUGAACAGCUACACAUACACACUUCUCACGAGUCCCGUCCCUCCUGUGCACUCUGUCUGUAAAGAUUAAAAACAAGCAGCCAACAGCCACACCCAAAGACUGCUGAAUGAACCAGUGAGCCCCUGGGGACCAUUCCAAGUUCUUAGAAGGCGACAAUGAGCCAGGGGACUCAAAGCACAGAUACACAUGGAUGUGAUGGUGAUCCAGGCUACACCUGGGAAGUUAAAGCAAAUGACAGAGUAUUCAAUCGCUCAUUUACAAGAAAGAGCUUCCUAUUUUUCACCAAGAGGAGAUACGCUGACAACAGUAUAAAGACCUAUAAAUACAACAUCUUUACUUUCAUCCCUCUCAACCUAUUUGAGCAGUUCCACAGAGUCGCAAAUCUCUACUUUCUGUUUAUAAUUGUUUUGCAGACUGUUCCUGCUAUUUCAACUUUACCAUGGUUUGCCAUAAUGUUUCCCUUGCUCGUUCUGCUAAUCGUACGAGGAAUCAAAGAUGUUAUUGAUGAUUUUGCCCGGCACAAAAGCGACAAAGAAAUAAACAACCGGCCAUGUGAGAUCCUUAAGGGAAAAAGUUUCUUCUGGGAGAAAUGGAAAGACAUUCAGGUUGGAGAUAUUAUUCGGCUACAUAAGGAUGAUUUUGUGCCUGCAGAUCUGCUUUUGCUGUACUCAUCAGAACAGAAUAGUCUGUGUUAUGUGGAGACAGCAGAUAUAGAUGGAGAAACAAAUCUAAAGUUUAAGCAAGCCUUGAUGGUUACACAUCGUGAACUUUGCACAACAGAAGCACUGGCUGCAUUCGAUGGUAAAAUCAUCUGUGAAGAAGCCAACAGCAACAUGCAUUCCUUUACAGGAACACUGGAGUGGAAUGGAGAGAAGUGUUCUUUGGGCAAUGACUGUAUUCUUUUAAGGGGCUGUAAGAUCAGGAAUACCAAGUAUUGCUUUGGACUUGUAAUUUAUGCAGGGGUUGACACCAAAAUAAUGAAGAACUGUGGAAAGGUUAAUGUAAAGAAAACAAAAUUAGACAUUAUGAUGAAUUACCUUGUGGCCACUGUAUUUGUGAUUUUAAUUGUAUGCUCCAUGUCACUAGCCAUUGCAUCAGGAUUUUGGAUUACAUGGUUUCAAGAAAAUCAUAGUUAUAUACCACCUCUACCUUCCAAUGAAACGCCAGCUUACAGAGCAUUCCUAAACUUCUGGAGUUAUACUAUACUGAUGAGCACCAUUGUGCCAUUGUCAAUGUAUAUCACAUUAGAAUUCAUCCAUCUAGUCCACAGCAUGUAUAUUGAUUGGGAUGUGGAAAUGUAUUUUGAGAGGAACAACACUCCAGCCAAAGCCAGGUCUACUAGCCUGAAUGACUUGCUUGGUCAAGUAGAAUAUGUUUUCUCUGAUAAGACAGGAACACUGACAGAGAACAUAAUGACUUUCAAAAAAUGCUGCAUCAAUGGAAACAUUUAUGGAACCAGUUCAAAUGAUGAGAAGACUCUACAGACAGUAAGCUUCAGGUGGAAUAAAUAUGCAGAUACCAAGUUCAGUUUCUAUGAUCAGUCAUUAAUUGAUACAGUUUGCCAGAACAAGGAUGACAUCCUGAGGGAAUUUUUCCGGCUGCUUUCAAUUUGUCACACGGUCAUGGUGGAUAGGAAUGGAGAUGAUUUGCUUUAUAAGGCAGCAAGUCCUGAUGAAGAAGCCUUAGUCACAGCGGCAAGGAACUUUGGCUAUGUUUUUAUGUCCCGGACACAAGACACUAUCACUACAAAUGAGCUUGGGGUAGAAAAAAUAUACCACAUCUUGGCUCUUCUUGACUUUAAUAGUGCCCGCAAGAGGAUGUCUAUAUUGGUUAAAGAUCCAGAAGGAACGAUUAAACUUUACACCAAGGGAGCAGAUGAUGUUAUUCUAAAGCAUCUUCAUCCUCAUUGUGAGAACCAGGACAUAACUGAAAAAGCUUUAGAGAUGUUCGGUGAAGAGACUCUGAGAACUUUAUGUCUGGGGUUCAAAGAGGUUGAUGCUUCUGAGUAUGCAGAAUGGAGUACAAAAUACCACCAGGCCAGUGUUGCCUUGCAGAAUCGAUCACAGUAUAUGGAACUGGUCUAUGAUGAAAUGGAGUGUAACUUGCAGCUACUUGGUGCAACUGCAAUUGAAGAUAAGUUACAAGAUGGUGUUCCAGAAACAAUACAGCUACUUAAAAAUGCUAAUAUGAAAGUGUGGAUGCUAACUGGAGACAAGCAAGAAACUGCAAUCAACAUUGGUUUCUCAUGUCAAUUGCUCUCUGAUGACAUGAAUAUUCUGGAUGAAAAGCAGAUCUGUGAUAUCCUAGAUGACUGCUGGGAAAACAACAACUUUUCAGGGAGUGGGCAAAAUCUUUUGGACAUCAAUGUAUUCAAGAAACACAGAGAACAUCUUGGGCAGAGGGUAGCUCUUGUGGUCAGUGGAGGUUUCCUGGGACGGAUUUUAACACCCAGUAAAAGUAAAAAGUGUAAUUGGCAACUUUUCCAAAAACUAGUAGAACUUUGCAAUCGGAAGAAAGUGACUCCCAGUGAACAAGAAGAAAGGAUGAGAGAAUAUUCAUUUGUAGACCUAGCUUCUCAGUGCCAAGCUGUCAUAUGCUGCAGGGUGACACCAAAGCAAAAAGCUAUGAUUGUACAGCUUGUGAGAAAACACAAGAAAGCCAUAACCCUUGCUAUUGGAGACGGGGCAAAUGAUGUGAAUAUGAUUAAAACUGCUCACAUUGGAGUUGGUAUCAGUGGUUUGGAAGGAACACAAGCCGUCCAGUCCAGUGAUUAUGCUUUGGCUCAGUUUUCUUAUCUUCAGCGUCUUCUACUUAUUCAUGGACGGUGGUCCUACCUUCGUAUUGCAAAGUUUCUGAGAUAUUUCUUCUACAAGGCAUCGGCCAGUGUUUUCUGCCAUGUGUUAUAUGCAUAUUUUAAUGGAUAUACAGCUCUGACAGUGUUUGACAGUUGGUUUAUAGCCUUCUACUCUGUACUUUUUACUGCUUUUCCAGCAUUGUCCAUGGGGCUAUUUGAACAGGAUGUCAAUGCCAAAAUGAGCCUACAACUCCCAGAGUUAUACAGAAUUGGGCAGACUGAUUCCCUCUUCACUUACAAGAGGUUUGCAUGGUCUUUUAUAAAAGGCAUUAUAACUUCAUCAGCAUCUGUCUUCAUACCAUAUGGAGCUUGCAGAGACUCUGCUGGUCCCGGUGGUACCUGUGAUCAUCAGUCAUUUGCUGUUACUGCAGCAACUGUGGUUAUUCUUGCUGUCACUCUGGAGAUCAUCUUUGAGAUCUCAUAUUGGACUGUUUUGUCAGUAGUUGCCCUGAUCGGUAGUCUCGUUGUUUAUUUCUUCGUGUCUUUUGUUACCCAAUCGUUUCCACUGUUCAAAAAUCUGCCCACUAUUUUCCAGUUCCCAGAUGUAAUGCGAAAUACAUUAAAACAAGGGUAUAUCUGGCUUGUAAUUUUGCUGGCUGUUGGAAUAAGCAUUCUUCCUUCACUUCUUGUCAGUACUGCUACCAAGAUAAUGUAUCGCAAUCAAGUCCAUGGACACUCAUAUGGUGCACAAAAUCAAAAUGAUAUUAAAACAAUUGCAAUGUCUACUCCUUUCAAGCGAGGCAGCUUACAUCGCAGAUCCAGCUAUGCAUUUUCACACAAGGAAGGAUAUGCUGAUCUUAUUACAAAAGGCACAAGCCUACAUAAAAGGCAUAACUCAGGUCAACAAACCCCAGAAGCUGCUAUUCCUCAAGAAUAAGUAUGGUGUACAUAGUAUCAGUAAAUACCACUAUUAUGCACACUUUUUGACAGUUUUUUCAUGCGUUUUUUUUGUUCUUGACUAAGAUGAUUAAAUGUAAUAUUGAUAUUGUAUAAUAAAAUUGUAUGUUAAUUGUUAAUACAAUCAGUCUAAAUCACAGCAAUCAUACUUUUUACUAAUUACCACACUGUGUGAUUGAAUUUUCUAACAUUAUAAACUUAUCUUAAUGUUUUUUUUCCUAAAUUUUUAUAUCUUGAAUGUUCAAAAUUAAA
Molecule: messenger RNA, 4033 nt
Organism: Rana temporaria (common frog)
Lineage: Eukaryota; Metazoa; Chordata; Amphibia; Anura; Ranidae
Product: phospholipid-transporting ATPase IK-like
Exons: 28
Coding region: 186-3761 (1191 amino acids)
Biological process (GO): Golgi organization; phospholipid translocation
Cellular component (GO): plasma membrane
Molecular function (GO): ATPase-coupled intramembrane lipid carrier activity; magnesium ion binding; ATP binding
Source: RefSeq, a predicted model, not a curated record